AUGAAGGCCUUCACUCCUCUCGGCUUGGCUCCUGUCGUCAUUGCUCCGCUGCUGUGGUUCUCCAGUCUCCCUACCCUCGUCACGGCUCGCCCUGCCGUCGCUAUCGUCGACCCUCUCUCUGUCACUAUCACUGCCCCUGUCGCCGCUGCCGGGGCCUCCGUGGCCGUGGUCGGCCCGACCGCCAUCUCGCUGAGUGAUCGGGGAGUUGGGCCCGAGAACGCACGGGAGCUUGAAAUUGAGUUGGACCAACAUCACAACUUGACCUCUACACAAGAACGCAGGGAGCUUCAAAUUGAGUUGGCCCAACAUCACAACUUGACCUCUACACAAAAACGCAGUGUAGAAGACGGCACCGAUGAAGAAGACUACGAGGACGACGAAGACGACGAAGACGACGACGAAGACUACGAAGACGAAGACGACGAAGACGAAGACGACGAAGAUGGAGCCGACUACAUCAAGGAUCUCGCCAAGGAUUGGCCCAAAGUGAUGAAAUUCUUCAUGGGAGAUGCCGAUGAUCAUCCCGUCGCCCCCGCUUCCGGUGCUCAGGGUUCUCCUCAGCCUCUUGAUGCGGCCGCUCACGCCUCCGACGAGGACUUCGACGCGGCCGAGGUGGACAGCAUGUUUAACAUGACGCAGCUUCCCUCAACCGCAAACGUGCUCUUCAUCAGCCCCAAACUAGGCCGCUCAACCCACAAGUUCCUGAUCGACCUGAUGAGCCACCUCAACCAGAUCGACUUUGAUGGAAAGACCAUCCCGGCUAUUCUGCAGAAUCCACCUGCCUGGGCGACCGCGCAUGAGACCAUGCACGAGGCUGAGACUGAGACCGAGCCACCCACGGCCGAAACGGACGACCAAGACAACGCAGAGGCAGAGGCGGCAGUCAACAAGAGAUGGGUGGUGCCGGCGACAGCAUCCGGGCUUACCACCAUGGGCAAGAGUGGCUCUAAGUGA
Capronia epimyces CBS 606.96 is the source of this 954-nucleotide messenger RNA. RefSeq lists its product as uncharacterized. The record is from RefSeq and is a predicted model, not a curated record. Bases 1 to 954 code for a protein of 317 amino acids. Lineage: Eukaryota; Fungi; Ascomycota; Eurotiomycetes; Chaetothyriales; Herpotrichiellaceae. The transcript has a single exon.